GUGCGUUCCCCUUCCACACGGCUCUUAUAAAAGCCUUGUUCGUAUAAAUCAGUAACGCAUUGUCGACUCAACUCUAGUACUCAAAGCCACAAUGCAGUUUACAAUUCCUGUUGUCCUACUCCUACUGGCUUUGUUAGUCAACAAGCAUGUGAAGAAACUUGUAAUCCACCUCAGUGUCUUUGAAGAAGCAUUUGCAACCUUUGAAGAGGUCAUCAGUGAGAGAAACAAUAUUCCUUUUCUUCCUUUCCAGGCACAGAGCGUACAGAUUUAUGUGGUUUAUUCUACGAAUUUUGUUUAUUGGCGAGGAAAUAAAAAAAAACUAAUUUGUAAAUUGUAAUUGUAGAGAUUGUGAACAAUGAUUCCCGGGACUUCUUCAAAACAAGGUGUGAAAUUUAUUGUAAUACUAGGAAAAUAUGCGGUGUUGUCUAGGACUAUUUAUUAUCACAUUGUUUAAAGAGAAGAAAACGAUCAAUUAUAUUUAAAAAGCAUAGUUUUAAUUUAUAUUACUUUAUUAAAGUAUUUGUUCACAUUUUAAAGAAAUAUGUACUAUCGUCCUCUUUCACUAGAUUAUUCAACACACUUAUCAGGCUGUUUCUUAACUGUUUUAUUAAACCCAUUGUAAAUUUCCAUACUUUUGGAUCGUUUCAAAAUUAAAAACAAUUCAUAGGUAAAAUUUGAGAAAAAAAGCCCUACUAAUUUUAUAUAAAAUACGUGAAUUUACGUACAUUUAUAUUCAUACUGAUGUUAUACUAUGUAUUGUCACCAACAACUGAAGGGAAUAAGUAACAAUUGAAAAUUACAUGCAAGAGGAAACUGCAUUCUUCACGGAAAAUUUAGGCAAAACCAUUGGUUUAUGUGUUUUUCAUGUGUUAAUUUAAUUGUAUAUGAAUUGAAACAAUGUUUAUUAUGUAAUUCUGCUGCUAUCAUAAUUUAAUUUUUACUUCAGUAGGCCAGAGAAGAGAAACACAAUGUGGCGUAUUAGCAAGAAGUAUGAAAUGCCAUUAUACACUGCCAACAAAUUAUUACAAUGAUUCGAAUGAACAGUGAUAUCGUUACUGAAUACAAAAUAAAUUUCAAAAUAUAAUAUAGAGGAUUUACAUUGGAAUCCCUUUUUAAACCACUGUCGAAACACGUUUGGGCUCUCAAAACACAAACUUUCUACUAACGUUCAGAAAUGCACAAACCGUCAACGUUCUGUGUGUAAUAAUAGCUUAUAGCUCUUGACUUUCAAAAUAAGAUAACACAAUUUUUUUGGCGAUAAUGGUUCAGUACAUUCAGUGAUUAUCGUAUUGUAAUUCAACACCCUUGCCCCUGUACAUAUUAGUGUAGUCAGAUAUAGAUGUAGAUAUAGAUCGUACAGAUAAUAUGUAUCACAAACGCCAAUCUUCUACGCAGUGUUGAAAGACGUUAUGAAAAAUAUUACAAACUUUUGUAAUUGGUUUGUGGAUCCUUUCUUUUCCUUUUGAAGACCGUUGCAUUUAUUACACUUUGAAAUGCACCGUAAUUAUUUCUUUCACAUUCCGCCAACACUUUCAAUUUUUAUGUUAUGCGUAUUUUUAUUUAUUUUAGUUUCAAUACUGGUGUUCAUAAAUAUUAAAGUACACUAUGAAAGAUAGGAAACUAAAACAUACAAAUAACACUCUCACAUAAAAACAGAUAACAAAAAUAACAAAAGCGAAAAUAAAAUAUGAAUAUGCUUUUGUAGCUGAACACAAAAGUAAAGAUCCGUAUUUAAACUUCUGUGGCAACGUGUUAUAUCUGUUUUAAUUCGGGAAGUCCUAAACAUAUGAAGGACUUAUCAGUUAAAAUACCAUCUAUGGCGAACGAACAUAAUGCUCUUGGUGUUGAACAAUGAAGAUAAAAAGGUUAUUCUGCCAAGCCCACUCAAUGUAGAAGAAUCAAGUUUUUAACAUAAUAUUCAGAACACGCUAGUGUUGCCAGUUUACCUUGUUCAUAAUUUAGCAUUUCACUACAUUCUCGUUGUAUAGUUGGAGCAUUAACUUGCAUUCAUUCAGAUCUUUAGGAGUCUAACCCAAAACUUCCAACUUUUAUUCGUAAAAUAAUCUUGAAUUACCAUAAACUUUAAAACACAACUUUCAGGAAUAUUUAAAAAUCUGUGCGAAAACAACUCUUGUAGGACAGGAUAAGAGCUUAAAGAGACGAGCUUCUGGUCGUUCCUUAUUCGCAGAAUAAAUUACGAACUUUUCC
This is a messenger RNA of Gryllus bimaculatus (two-spotted cricket), 2208 nucleotides long. NCBI's taxonomy places the organism in Eukaryota, Metazoa, Arthropoda, Insecta, Orthoptera, Gryllidae. The record is from the annotation of a GenBank genome assembly.